AUGAUCAUGGACUUUUUUUUCCGGUUGCGGUAUGCCGAUUACGGAUAUUUACAGCUUCUGCCCGGCCUCGACAGCCUGGUUUACACGCGGGAGCCCAAAGCAGGGCCGUACUUUUACUCGCAUGUGAUGCUGGACGCAACAAUGAAAAGCUCCCUGACAAAGCUCGCGAUCGAAUGGGUGCCGGUUUCUGAGCCGGACGUGGAAGCGCUGGUCCUCAGUUCACCCCACUUGACCGAAUUCCGAUUGUACUCGCUCGUGGCCUCAGACCGGCGGCUGCACGGCACUAAUUUCUCCUUGCUCCAGAGGGCGCUGCUGCGGGCAAAAAGGCUGGCGCGGGUGGAUAUCAGGCUCCGGUGGUGGCCACCACACGUCUCGGCCGAAGCCAUCCAGCAGGUCACGUACGGUGCUUUUAGGGGCUUCGCUGAGCUUUCGCACCUGGAGGAGCUGCGCAUCCCAAUCUGCGCGCUGAUGGGAUGGGAGGUGCCAGAACGGGUUCACGAGGUUCGCGGCGACGAGCUGCUGCCGUCAAGCCUGCGCACGCUCACGCUGACGCAGGGACUGGGCGAGGUGUCGGGGUACCAGUGGACGCCAUGGCCAACGGCAGCCCUGUGUUGGGGCCUCCUGAGCGGAGCUUCUAAGCGACUGCCCAGGCUGCAACGGCUGGCGAUACAGCGCGUGCCACGACAAGAGUGGCAGGUGUGGUUGCAGCCAGGCAGCCCGAUCGGUCAGGCAGCGGCGGCUGAGGGCGUAGAAUGGGACGCGUCGCGGGUUGGCACGGACUGA
This is a messenger RNA of Lasiodiplodia theobromae, 783 nucleotides long. RefSeq names its product F-box domain cyclin-containing protein. NCBI's taxonomy places the organism in Eukaryota, Fungi, Ascomycota, Dothideomycetes, Botryosphaeriales, Botryosphaeriaceae. The transcript has a single exon. The coding region runs from base 1 to 783 and encodes 260 amino acids. The record is from RefSeq and is a predicted model, not a curated record.